CUUUUUUUUUGAACUCUAAAUGCAAGUGCUUAAGUUUUAAAUAGUUCAUUUAUUUAAUAACUAUUUGACUUUGAGACUUCUUUGCAUAUGUAUGGGAGUGUAUGUGUGUGUGCUUGUGUGAGUGUGUGUGUGUGUGUGUAUUUCCCCAGUGUGUAUGCGUGCUGUGCGAGCUCUGGCUCGGUGCUCCUACCAAGUUUCACUCGUUGUAUCUAUUAUCAUGACCCAAAUAUCAAUUGAAUAGAGCUGCCUGCGACGUGCCGAAUAUUUAUAUACACUACUUAAAAAACUCCAAAAUUUAUUAAUAUAUUUUAAAUGCAUUUUAAAUGCAAUAUCAAAUAUUAUAAAUCAAUAGUAAUGAUUGAAAACUUAUAAUUAAACUAUUUAAUAUGCUUAUUAUUAAUUUUAUUUACUUUAACUUAAUUAUUAUUUAAAAAAAACGCCUGACGCAAACACUCGCCACAUUUGUUAGGGUAUUUUUAUUACCUAUAUGUAUAGUGUACUAUAUGCAUUAAUGUGCAUAUGCCCGGCUACAAUAUCAAAGGCAGCCAUGCAAGAAUGAUUUUCAAUUGAAAAUCGACGCAGCCAGCUGGCAGCACAAUUUUCACACACACACACACACACUCGUACGCACGCCCCGCCCCUUUUGCUGUGGGCGAUCAGUUUAAAUGGCGUUGCCUAUUUGCAAUCUGUCGCAGUCGAGUGCAUUGGCCAGGCCAAAAGCAGUUGGCCUCAUAAUUAGCGCCAGCUUCAUCACUUGCAACUGCAGCAGCUGUAUUUCCCCUGUGGUUGCUGCAGCUACAUAUUUCCAAUUAGCAAAAUGUGUGUGUGUGUGUGUGUGUGUAGUUUGUUGCUGCGUCCUUUGUGCCUUUGCCAUUUCUCUAGCCAAUUUGUUGCUUGCACAAUAUUAAAUGGUUUAUUGCAGCGGCAUGGCAAUUGGCUAAUUUGACCAAUUUGACUGAGAUUGCAAUAAUGGGAUUAUAUAUAAUGAUAUAAUGCCUUAAUUUGUACACACCCACACACAGACAGACACACACACACAGACACAGACACGCAGGCACACACUGAAACAGGACACUUAAUUUAUUGAUUGUGCAACAAUUCGAAAUUAACACACACCAAAAUGUUUUCUCGUGUCAUCUCUUUGCCACAAUUUGUUGCGCUUGCCUAACAACCAAAAAAUAAAAUAUAUAUAUAAAAAAAAUGUAUUAUAUAUAAAAUGAUAAACACAAUUGCGACUGCGACUGCGACUGCGAAUGCAACUGCAAUUGGCACAAAGAUCAACGCUAUGCCGCGCCCUAUGCGCCCGUCAGCAAUAUGUCCAGCUCGGCGUACAUCAGCAGCGGCUUUGGCAUUAACUACUACACGGCCAGCGCACUGCAACAGCAGCAACUACAACAACAAUCAACAGCAGCAGCAACAACAGCAACAACAACAGGAGCAGCAGCAGCAGCAGCAGGAGCAGGGACAACAGCAACAUCUUUAUACCAGCAACAGGCAUCGCCAGCACAUCAGCAACAGCUGGCGCAGCAGCCGCUCUCGUGCAGCUAUCUGCAAAAUGAUCCGGGAGUGCGACGUCGUCUGUUUGCCGGAUUUCGACCAUUGUCCGGCUUUGGACGGCUGCGACAGCAGCGCUCGUCGCAGCAGCAGCAGCAUCGCUCGAUAUCAUUGCCAGAAAGUAAUUACGUCACAUACAACAACGAACAACAAGAACAACAGCUACAACAGCUACAACAACACUACCAGCACCACCACCAUCACUUCUACCACCACCAACACCUGCACAACUAUCCACACGAAUACACUGAGACACCAACAAAUUCAGCUACCUGUAUUCGCACGCAACGUGCGGCACAUUCGGUCAUCGAUUUGUGCGGCAACUAUUCGUUUGACAGUGCUGCAAUCAGUUUUGCAGCAAUAGCAACAACAGCAACAACAGCAACCGCAACUACAAUUAUCAGUUCAUCAACAACAUCAACUACAACUACAACUACAACAACAACAUCAACAUCAACAUCAACUACAACAACAACAACUCGAACAAGCAACCGUUCUUUUUGGAAUAGUACUGCAUUUUAUUCCAAUUGAAUGUUUAAUACGUGUUUUUUACGUGUCGCAUUUAUUGUUGUCUGUCACUGUCUCCCACUCUCUCCCCCCCCCCCUCUCUCUCUCUCUCUCUAAGUGUUGUAUUUUAUAGAGUGUGUGUAUGUGUGCGCGCGUGUGUGUGUGUGUGUGUGUUAAAUGUUACACCUUAGUUGAUUGCACCAAACGAAAUGCAUUUCAUUUACUUUAAUUUCCAUUCAGAGACGCCUCGCAAUCCAAACUUCGCUUUAACAAUGGCCCAGCACGCCAAUUAGUCUUAACCCAGUUUACACUUCAGGCAAACGGCUCAUUUCCGGCAGCAACAACAACAACAACAACAACAACAACAACAACAACAACAACUGCAGCAGCAGCAGUAACAACUGCAAUUACAAGCCUAGCCAAGGCACAUUGGCAUAAUUUGUAUACAUGGCCGAGUUGCCUUCUGCAACAGGACUCGACUCUUGUGUGGGGUAG
Molecule: messenger RNA, 2556 nt
Organism: Drosophila montana
Lineage: Eukaryota; Metazoa; Arthropoda; Insecta; Diptera; Drosophilidae
Product: integumentary mucin C.1-like
Exons: 1
Coding region: 1315-2085 (256 amino acids)
Source: RefSeq, a predicted model, not a curated record